Molecule: messenger RNA, 22104 nt
Organism: Caenorhabditis bovis
Lineage: Eukaryota; Metazoa; Nematoda; Chromadorea; Rhabditida; Rhabditidae
Source: the annotation of a GenBank genome assembly
AUGGUGGAAAGGUAUCGACAAAGCACGCCAUCCUCGUCAGCGUAUGGCGACGCCAUCGACUCGUUCGAGAAAGAAGUUCUCGAUCAUUAUGAAACGAAUCGCGAGAAGCAUAAUGAUGAACGGGACAACAUCCAGAAGAAGACGUUCACAAAAUGGGUGAAUAAACACUUGUCAAAGGCGGGUCUUAAAGUCGACGAUUUAUUUGUCGAUUUACGAGAUGGAUAUGCACUAAUUGCACUUCUGGAAGCUUUAACUGGCGAAAGAAUUCAAAAAGAGAAUGGCUAUACGCGAUUUCAUAGGAUACAAAAUGUGCAGUAUUGUUUAGAUUUUUUGAAGAAGAAAAAUAUCAAACUGGUUAACAUUCGGCCGGAAGAUAUCGUUGAAGGAAACGGAAAACUGACACUAGGCCUCAUUUGGACGAUUAUCCUCAAUUUCCAGGUCUCGGUGAUCCGGCAGCGAUUGCUGCUUGAAGCUCAACACGAACGAGCUCAUGCUCGAACGAGUGACUCGCACACCUCACAGGCUUGCAUGACGCUCGUUUCGUCAUGGUGGCCUAUGGAGAUGCUCCCAGAUGGUGUGAGCAAUUUGGUGCUCAUCGUGUUCUGUAUGAUAUUCGAAAUUUGCUCGAGAAUCGCGUGUUUUGUUCUCGGAAUCGGUUGCAUCGAUGAAAUAGUGCGCAAUGAGCGUAGACUGACUUGUGAUGGUGGCGACCCCACCUACACGACGGCGGCGGCGGCGACGGCGGAGGAGGAGGAGGUUGGGGCCACGCCCAGGCAAGUCAACCAUCCAACUUAUUCCCACGCGUGCGAUUUUUGCGAUUCGUACGUUUGGCAUGCGACAGCGUGUCUAGGAACAACAGCACUAUUACUAUUCGGCUUCGCAACAACACUCAUCAUGUUCAAAGUGGUCCGCUCAUAUUCGAAAAAGGCCGAGCGUAAGCAAGAGAGCUCACGCGGUGCCUCGCAGUCGUCAGCCGCAAUCGGCGCUGUCGGUGGUGGCUCGAGCCAGUAUUAUGAGGAAUACCGAAAUGGCGGCGCCAUCGGUGGUGGCGUUGCUGGUAACGGCUCCAUGUCCAGUGUUCACCACCAUCAGUUCAAUGGCGGCAGCAACGGCCAACUGAUGCACCACGCCGACAACAAGCACUUGUCGAAUGCUUUCAUUCAGCAUCAGGCUGCGACGGGUGGCUUCUCAGAGAGCUCGUCGUAUGAAACUCGCGAGCACUUUGAGCGCAAAGUCCAGCGUGUCAAGAAGACUCGAGGCGAACGGGAAAGGUCCCGAUCGAUGCGAAGAGAUGAGGUCUCCGAAGCGCUACAGGGAAGCGAUGCGACAUCGGCGCGCGACGCAUUGCUCCAAUGGGCGCGAAAGGUGACUUCCGGUUAUCCACGAGUCAAUGUGACGAACUUCUCGAGUUCUUGGCGAGACGGACUUGCAUUCAACGCGAUAUUGCACAGAUAUCGGCCGAAUAUUAUUGACUGGAACAAGAUCAGCAGCGACUCGGUUUCGAACCGUGAACGGUUGGACAACGCGUUCGCGGCCGCUGAAAAGGAAUUCGGCGUUUCACGUCUUCUUGACGCUGAAGACGUCGACACGAACAACCCAGAUGAGAAAUCGAUCAUCACUUAUGUCUCGUCGUUGUACAAUGCUUUACCACAUCUUCCGGAACUCAAUCGCCUACAAAAAGUGCAACAGGAGUAUAUCGAAGAAGCGCAUGAAUGGAGGGAAUGGGUGGAACGGGCUACCCGUUUGGUCGAUGACCGGCUAUUGUCUGGAACUGCGGCAGAACUCAUCUAUGAGCUGCAGAGGUUCCGUGAUGAUGAUUUGCCACCGAAGGACGAGCAAAGGAAGGGUCUUAUCAAAGUGUAUGACUAUUUGGAGAAGGUAAUGAGGAACACCGAGUUCUUCGCGAUUCCGACCCAAUACACUGGACCCGAAUUGCAAAGAUGCUGGAAUGAAUUGCUAAAUUCAAUUGAUCGACGAUUCGAGAUUUUGGAGCAUCAUCGUAUUGCUGAGGGAAAUGCGAACGACUUGAUCAGCCGCCUUGAGCGCGGCAUUGGAAUUACGAAUGAGAAGCUUGACUUGAUUCUGAAGAGAAUUGAGGAUGUCGAGGCUCGCGUCGACACUUCUCCACCAGCAGCUGUCGAAAGAACUGUCAGCGAAAUUGUCGAGGAUUUGAACCUUCUUGAAAAUCCGAUCGCCGGAUUCUUUGAGGACGUUGAGGAAUUGAAGACCAACAACCAUCCAGAGGCCAAUGACUUCUACCGAAGAGUCUACGGAUUGCACCAACGUCGCACUGCCUAUCUGGAUCGGCUCACCAAUCAAAUCCUUGUUCGUCUUGGUGUUCGCACCGAAACCCUUCAAAAGGAGAAUCUAGCACGCCUUGAAGGAAUUCGUCAGACCUCAUUCAGUCGUGUUGAAGAAUGCAUUGAAUGGGUUCGCGUUCGAAUGGAGAAACUCACCACCAUGGAGUUCCUUGAGGAUCUUGAGACCCUCGAGACGAUGUUCGAACAGCACAAGCUCGACAAUCGCGAUAUUCAAGAUUUCCGUCAGAAUGUCGACGAGUGCAUUGCUCGACAAGCCGAGGUGUCUGCUGAAGACACCUACGAGUACUGCGAAUUGCUUAGAAUCCUUGAAUCUGAAUACCAACAACUUCGUGAUCUUUCCGCUGGAAGAAUGCUUGAUUUGGAUUCAUUGAUUGCAUUCGUCCGCGCAGCGCAAUUGGAACUCAUUUGGGUCAGCGAACGCGAAGAGAUCGAGGUGACUCGAAAUUGGUCGGACAUCAAGCAACUUGAGUUGCCAAUGCUCACCAACUAUUACAAACAAUUGUUGCACGAGAUGGAGCUUCGCGAGAAGCAAUACAAUGAUGUGCACAACCAAGGGGCUGCUUUGCUCAAUCAGGGACAUCCAGCCGUCCAUGUGAUUGAGGCAUAUUUGAGAACCAUGCAGAACCAAUGGGAUUGGCUGUUGGCAUUGUCGAAAUGCCUUGAGGAACACCUUCGCGAUGCGCUUAAUUUGAAAUCAUUCAUGGAAGAGGCUGCUGAUGCAGAAUCGUGGAUUGAGGAGCAGGCGACGCGUUUAGAGAACAACUAUAACAGGACCGACUUCUCGCUUGAGGAAGGAGAACGAUUCUUGAGGGAACUCGAUGAGAUCAAAGAGAUCCUCAACAAGUACCAUGGAGUGCUUAUGGCUCUUACCGAGAGAUGUGCGACUAUCUCGCCACUCUGGCAGAGAGGAGAUAGAAUCCCACAUCCGAUCAAUGUGACCGCUCUGUGCGAUUAUAGCGACAAGAAUAUUACCAUCAAAGCCGGUGAUGACGUUGUUCUUCUUGACAACUCUGAUUUGAUCAAGUGGACCGUCCGUGAUCUUUCUGGUGUUGAAGGCCAAGUUCCAUCGGUCGUCUUCAGAAUUCCGCCACCAGACGCCAAACUAACGGCAUUCCUCAAUCGUCUUCUUCAGCAAUUUGAGAAGCUUAAAAAACUUUGGGAAAAGAAGCACAGAAUGGUGCGAUUCAAUAUGGUUUUGAACACGAUGCGCACAAUUCAAGGAUGGGAUCUUGAUACAUUCAAUUCGAUCGAUCCUGAUCAGCGGGACGCCAUCAUGAAGGCUCUUAACGAUGAUGCCAAUAAACUUCUCAGUGAAUUGGAUCCAAAUGAUCCAUUGGUUUUGAGACUACGCGAGGAGCUUCGCAAGACGAACGAACACUUCUGGAACCUGCUCAAUGCUAGCCAGAAGCCACCAGAGCCAGAUUGGGCCUCACAGUACGAUCAGAAGAUGGCCGAGUUGCUCCGCAAACUCGAGGAAUCAUGGAGAAUCCUCAAUGACAAUGUCGGAAAGCCGGUUUCCCGUACCCCAGAGGAUCUUGAGCGUGUUAUUCAUGAGCAUAAACGAUUCGAAGAUGCGCUUCAAGGACUCGAUGCGGACGUCGCAAAUGUCAAAGAGCUGUUCAGAAACUUGCCGAACCCGACGCCAACCCAACGCGUUAAUAAUGAUCGUCUUUCGGCGCUCUGGGAUGAUCUUUGGGAUCUUUCCAGAAUGUACGUCGAGCGAAUCAAGGUUCUUGAGUCGGUUUUGAACGGAAUGGUCGAAGUCGCUGAUAUCGUGAAGCAGCACGAGAUAACGUUGAAUUCAUUCGACGAUCUGCCGGCUGCGCUCGACAAAUUGCGAGGACACCACUCGCAAUUGCUCGAGAUCAACAUGGUUCUCAAGCAACAACAAAAUAUCAUUGAUCAAUUGAACAAGAACGUGGCCUUGUUGAGACAACACGUCGCCAGAACCAGAAUCAAUGAGGGACACCAUCCUGAUGUCGAUGUUAUUGAAGAUGAAGUUCAGAAGCUCAAUGUUCGUUGGGAGAAUGUCAACUCGCAAAUUGCCGACAGACUUAUCGCUGCUGAGAAGGCUCUUCAAAUUCAGAUGGUCUACAGAUCCGAAUACGAGACGGAAAUGGCUUGGCUCGAUACUGUUGAGGAGACUAUCAACAGACUUCGCAAGCCGGAAGAGCUCCGUCCUGAGCAAUACCAACAGCAGCUCGACCUUCUCGUUGCCGAGUAUUCGCAUCUUCAGGAGCACACUCAAGCCAUUGAGAAUGUGAACAAGGAAGGAGGAAAAUUCAUUCGUGACGCGAAGAGCUAUGAUGCAAAGAUGGGGCAAUACGCCGAUGCGAUCGUCGGAGUACAUGGUCAUGGAAUACGCGAUUUGUUCAGAAGAACGAAACCACAACCAAAGAAUGGUGCGACUAUUGUCACUGAGGAACUUGAACUUCUCAACCGCCGCUUUGCUCAAUUGAGCUCGCUGAUUCUCGAACGCAGCAACACAAUGCAGGUGCUCAUUCAGAACUGGAAGCGACAAAAGCAGUUAUUCAUGUGUGAUUUGAAUUCUUGGUUUGAUACUCAUAUCCCACACCUACAGGAAGAAGAAGACCGCCGUCGCGCCGAAGAAGAGGAGAAGCGGCGAGCAUUUGAAGCGGCCCGUAAAAAGGCGCUUGAAGAUGCGGAGCGCUUGCGGCGCGAGCGUGAAGCCGCUGAGCGGGAGAGACGUCGCCGCGAAGAGGAAGAGCGGCGUCGUCGCGAGGAAGAGGAACGCCGUCGGCGUGAGGAGGAAGAACGUCGGCGUCGCGAGCAGGAAGAGCGUGAUCGCGAACGCGAGCGCCUCCGCCGCGAGGAAGAAGAGCGCCGUCGGCGUGAGGAAGAGGAACGUCGGCGUCGCGAGCAGGAAGAGCGUGAUCGCGAACGCGAGCGCCUCCGCCGCGAGGAUGAAGAGCGCCGUCGGCGUGAGGAAGAGGAACGUCGGCGUCGCGAGCAGGAAGAGCGUGAUCGCGAGCGGCAGCGACGAGAAGAUGAGGAACGUCGCCGUCGUGAAGAGGAAGAGAGGCGUAGACGUGAGGAAGAGGAGAAUAGAAAGAAACCGCCAGCAGACAUCCAUCUCGAUAUCAAGAAGCCAUUCGAGUUCCGCGAGAUUGUCACCACUGGAACUGGCGAUGAGUUCGACGAGCUUAAACCACUCGAGGAUCACGCUAAGAUCAGCGAGGUCGAUGAUGAGAUGCAAACUUUCGCGGAGGAGACCAUCGUCAACACUCAGUUCUAUGAAAUGGAAGGAACUCUUCACAAGCAGACCGGAGAGAUUGUGACGUUCGUUGAAGCAAUUCGACAGGGUCUUCUUGAUCUUCAUUCGGGAGGCGGGCAAUUCUUCGAUUUGCUCAAUGGAUCGAAGAUUUCUUUGGAGAAGGCCGCCGAGCUCGGUUACAUUGACGGAGCAUUCCAGGAGGUCCUCAACACCAAAUGGGGAAUCAACCAUCCGGAGACUGGAGAAUCGAUCACUCUUCUUGAAGCCAUCCAGAUUGGACUCUAUGAUCCGGAGAUUCGUCAGAUCCGUGACAUCAACACCCGCGAGAUCUUGUCGAUGGUCGACUGCACCUCGAAAAGAAUCUUCAACUUCGACACCAUGCACAAACUCAUCAAGAUGGGCAUUCUCAAGCUUCCACCAAUGGGACUUUCGCAGGCUAUCGAGCAAGGUGUGAUCAACACUGAGACCGGAUAUUUCACUGGAAAAUAUACCAAAGAAACCAUGCCAAUCAAGGAUGCCAUCUAUCACGGAUACGUACAAAUUGUUACUGCUCAAACCGCCCCUCAAAUCGCCAUCACUCUCACUGAUGCCAUCGAAAACGACUUCAUCAACGCCAACAAUGGAGAGUUCAAUGAUCGCAACACCAAUGAUCAAUUCACUCUUCGCGAUGCCGUUUCGAAGAAGCACAACUUAUUGAAUAUGACAGUCCCUGAAAUUGUCAAUACUGCAGAGAACAAACGAUUGAACCUUGGAGAAGCUCUUGUUCGCAACGCGAUCAGCUCCAGAAACGGAAACUUCACCGAUUUGCAGUCCCGCAGAAGCUACUCGCUCAAGGAGGCUCACAGAGAUGAGCUCAUUUGCAAGCCGCUCACCCUCACCGAAGCUUCUCAACGUGAUUUGAUUGACUCGAAGGGAUUCUUUGUUGAUCGUGGAACCAAGAACCGCUACUCGCUCCUUGAAGCCAUUUCCACCGGUCUCCUGGACGCUGAAGUUCGCCACAUUGUUGACCCAGAUGAGAAUGACGUAAUCUCGAUGGCUGAAGCUCUUGAACGCGGAGUUCUUACACCAAAUGGACGCAUUGUGCUGGAGAAGCAGCAGAAGGAAUUCACUGUUUCUGAAGCGAUUCGUGAAGGCCUUUUGACCAAGCGAGUCCGCCACACAAUCUUCGAUGUCAAGGGAAUUCGUAACACCCAGACCGAUCAACUGCUCAGCUACAACGAGGCUGUUGAAGCUGCAGUCAUUGUCCCGAAUGCCGAGCGUGUUGUCGAUCUUGCCACUCAGGAAAGCUACUUGAUCAGCGAUGCUCGUGCCAAAAACCUCAUUGAUGAGACUCUUCAUGAAUUGCUCACCAAGCCAGUUGGAAUCAAGAGCGAGAGAGGAGACUUCGAUUUGAACCUCGUCCGCGCUGUUUCGCAAGGAUUCAUCGAUCCAUCGAAGGGAGUCUUCUUCAACAAGAAAACGAAACGCGAGUUGUCCACCCGUGAAGCCUACCAGGAUGGACUUCUCAGUCUUCGCGGAGCCAUUCAAGUUUCUGCCCUUCUCGAUGUCCCACCAUCUCUUAUGACACCAUCGAAGAAAAUCGACAAGAAGAAGAGAAUUAGCCGUCCAGGAGCACAGGGAUUGGAAUUGGCUUCGAAUCAAGUCAAGGUCACGAUUGCCGAAGCCAUGAAGCAAGGACUCAUCGAUUCGAGAACCCAACGCUUCCGUCAAGGAGACAUCGACAUGUCGCUCGAUGAUGCAUUGAGCCAAGGAUUGAUUGAUCCAGCCAGCGAAUGGAUUGUUCCAGCCAGAGACAAAGGAGCCGGCCCAACAAUCGAGGAGAAGACCACCGAGAAGGUCACAGAGACCGGACAACAGCUUGCUCCAAAAUACUAUCCAGACCGAAACAUCGAGGAAUCUGUUACUACCGUCAAGAGAGUCCGAACCACCGAAACUACCGCCCUUGGAGGUCCAGGAGGUGUGUCUGUCUACCGUUCCAUCACUGGCGGCAAGGGAGCCAUCGAAGUUCCAUCGACUGGAUACCACAUCUACGAAGCUGAGCGCAAGGGACUCAUCGACCUCACCACUGGUCAGAUCACUGCUCCGAACGUUGAUCGCUCAAUUACCUUCGCUGAAGGAAUUGAACAUGGAAUCAUCGACGCCUCGACCAUCUCCGUCCGUGAUCCAAGGACUGGACGUCACGUCGGAAUCAAGGAAGCCCUUGAGAAGAACCUCAUUGAAAAAGAUGGAAGUGUGAAUGGACGAAACAUUGAGAAGUCGAUUGAAGACAAGAAUAUUGUGAUUGAAGCCGAACCAUUGGUGCCACUCAACAAUCAAUCGAAGAACAUCAUCCAGAUUCCAUCAGGAAACGGGCCAAUCAUCAGCUUCCGCCCAGUUGGACAGCCGAUCGUUGAGGAAUCCGUUCAGUCUUGGGAGUUCGACGCUCAUGAGGGAGUGUUCAUCGAUCAUCACUCGAAUGAGCGAAUGACCAUCGAGAGAGCACUUGCUUCCGGAAAGAUCGCCCCAGAAGAUAUUUCGGUUCGCGAUGCUCUCACUGGACGCGAAAUGUCGUUCACUGAGGCCGAGAAGUGGGGAAUCAUCGACACGAAAGGACGCUACUACAUGGACAAGUCGCAGAAUAAGAGAAUGUCGUACACGGAGGCCGCCCAGCAGCAUCACAUGUACCCGACAGGAGGAGUUCCAGACAAUGCUGCUGACGCAGUUCACACCACCGUCAAGAUCCAGACUCGCACUCAAGUUGCCAAGAAGGAGGCUCUGUCCAGCGGAGUUCCACUCAGUGAAAACACCCUUGGAAAAGCUUUGGCCCUUGGAUGGUACGACGCUUCAUCUGGAACUUUCACCAACCCAGACACUCAGAAACCAAUGACCCUCAAGGAAUCCAUAAUCAAGGGAUUGUUCAAUCCAUAUGACACCACUGUCGUCGACAAGAGAACCGGAAAGGAAUACUCGCUUCUUGAAGCCAUCCAGGAAGGACUUGUUGAUGACACUGCUGGAACUGUCAAGAACACUCAGACUGGACAAACCAUGAGUCUUUCGGAUGCCGUCAACGCGGGAAUCAUCAAGGGAAAGAACUUCGGAGACUCGCUUGAUUCAAGCUUGUUCUCUGGACGUCUCGAUUUGAGCACUGGCCAUUACACCGAGCCUACUGGAGGACGCGUUCCACUUCAUGAAGCCUUAAAUAAGAACCUCGUUGAUCAAUCAUCUGUGGUUGUUCGCGAUCCAUCAACAGGCCAUGAAUACUCGUACAGGGAAGCCGUCAGCCGAAGAAUUGUCGAUCCAGACCGAGGACUCAUCCAUAACAACGAUACCAAGGAGUCUACCAGCUUCUCGCAAGCCCUCACCACCGGACUUCUCGCCUCGUCAAGCUCCAACCAGCGUCCAAGUACUCACACCCAACAACGACUUGUUGAGCAACGUCUUCAACUCACUCCAUUCGCUCCAAAUCAGGUCUCCACCAGAUCUGAGGAUGGUCGUCAUGAAUUUGUCGACCUUGGAGGCGGCAAACAAGUCCGCGUCAAAGUCGUCAAAGGUGAAGGUGGUGUUGAGAAGGGAGAGUACGUCGACCCAUCCACUGGAAUGAAGUUCACUAUCCAAAUGCAAGGAGAUCCAUUCGUCACUGAGACAAAGACAAGCGUAAAAUCGACAUCCCAGGUGCAAUCCGUUGAGCUUGAGCCACAUGCUGAGUUUGUUGGAAUCGACAGAAUCCGCGACAAAAGAAACAACCGAAUUAUGUCACUCGAGGAUGCCAAGAGAAUGGGAUUGGCCAAGGUUGACAAGAAAGGAAAGCAGAUGACCAAGAGCUACCAGGUCUUCCGAUCCAACAUCCAGAAUGCCGUUAACCGUGGAAUCAAAGAUGCCCAUGACGAGAAGAUCAGUCUUGAGGAUGCCAUCCGCGCCGGAAUCGUUGAUAUCCGCAACCUCACUUACCGUCAUCCAAAAUCAGGAGAGUCAAUUUCAUUGACACAAGCCGCCAACAUGGGAUUGAUCGACGUCACCUUGUCGGAGAUCCUUCCAAAGGGAAUAACUCAUCCGGGAACCAACGAGAACAUCAGCAUCAAGAGAGCCAUCGAUCUCGGAAUCGUUGAUCCAAGAACCGGAGAAGUUAGAGAUCCAAGAACCCGCGAGCAGCUCACCUGGCUCGAUAUCUUGAAGACUGUCUACCAGGCGAUCAGCACCGAUGGAGUAUUCGAUCCAACCAAGGGACAUCAUGUGCCGGUCACUUCUGCUCUCAAUGACGGACUCAUCAAUGCGUCAACUGGCAAUUACCACAAUCCAAUCACUGGAGAAGUUGUUCCAUUGAACGAUGCCGUCGAGCGAGGACUGAUUGAUCGAGGAACCUACGAGACGAUCACCAAGCCAUUCGUCACCGAUUUCCGCACCAACCGUCAAUUGAAUCUUGUCGAAGCUGUUCGAGAGCGUUUGGUUGAUCCGAAGAACCGCACCAUCCAACUUUCUCGUCAGAGUGUUGUUCCAAUCGCCAAAGCUAUUCAAGACGGACGCAUUCCAUUCGAGAUUGGAGAGAAACUUCGUCGCGUUGAUAAGCUCACCUUCGCUGAAGCUCUCGGAAAAGGAUUGAUUGAUUCGAAGUCCAACAUUUUCACUGAUCCUGACACAGGAAGACAGAUGACCAUUGCUCAAGCCAUUGAUGCUGGAUUCAUCGACACUGGAAGCGUUGAAGGAAUCGAAGGUAACGAUGAGAAGAACCUCGCCAACGUUCUUCACUCGUCUGACUUUGAUGAGAACUCUGGAAGAAUUCGUGACAAGAAGACCGGAUUGUACCUCACCUUCUCGGAUGCCGUCAAUCGCGGAGUCAUUGAUGGAGAUUCACUUAUCCACCUUCAAGAAGGAGACGAGCUCGUCACACUCAGAGACGCCCUCAACCGCAAGAAGAUCGAUUCUGAUGGAAAGUUCGUUGAUGGAAACAACAGACUUAAAUUGAGCGACGCCGUCAGAACUGGAAGAAUCACCGUUAUCGCCUCACCAUCGGAAGCCGUACAAGCCGUUACCGAAGGAGUGAAACGCCGUGAUGCUGAAGGAUACAAGUUCAAGAUCACCGAGUAUGAAGAUGCGGAGAAGCAAAGACAAAGUGUUCCGAAAUGGAGAGAGCAAACGACCGUGACCAAAUUGACGCCUCAGAUUCAAGAGCCAGGACUUUCCGUGAGAAUGCGACAAUCCGUGACAUCGAUUGGAGAUCGCGCGCGCAGUUUCAUCGACGAUCCAUCCACCCUCGCCGAUUUGCAGCAAGAUUUUCUCAGCAAUUUGGAAGCCAACAAGUUUGACACAGAUGAGAGAAUCAUCGAGAACCCCCAGACGCAUCAGCGCGUCUCCGUCCGUGAAGCCACCGAGACUGGACUUCUUGACGUGCUCACCGGAGAAAUUGUUCAUCCUGAGACUGGACGCCGACUGUCGAUCCCAAAAGCCGUUCACAUGAAGCUUGUCGGAAAUGACGCCGCCAAGCGACUCAUGGAAGGAUUGAACAUGCCGAUCGAAGAAGUUCACAUCGCCUCGCAAACCAUCUCGUCUACUCACCGCUCACCGUCGCCAGUGUUCGCCACCGCGUCAGUAAGCCAGCCCGCCGGAGGAGUCGUCACCCGCGAAUAUACCAAGACGAUCAACUGGCACGGACAACCGUCCGAAUUGAGAAACUCGAAGACCGACCCGCUUGCCCCGUACACCUCAGUGACCACGUCGAAUGCCGACGCUGAUGAUGCCCCAUCAUGGGCCAGAAAGCACACAAUUCAAGUUCCGAGUUUUACCUCAAUCCGUCUUCAGGAAAAUGUAACUCGUGUUGUUUCGUACCGCGAAGCGGAGAUUGGUGAUAUGAUCACUGAUUUGUCUCGAUUCAAGGAGGAGAUCUUCACGUCGCAUCUUGUGUUCGAUCCGAAUCCGCAAUCAGUUGAAGCGGCUUCGAAAAAUGUCGAGAAGGUAAAGGAUUCGCUGGACGCAUGGCGUGAUCGAAUCAAGGAGAGAUUGGACGCCAUUGAUGAUCUUUGCCGAGAUGAAGCGGACAGUUUGACACCGGAGCAAUUCGCAGCGUUGAGAGAGAAGAGAAGAGUUCUUGCUGAUGAAUAUGAGAAUGUGCUGCGAACAGUGGAAGGCAUUCAUUCGAGAUUGAAUAUCCUUGCGGCGCUCCUCAUUGAGUUCUCGUCGCUUACUUCUUCGAUGCAGUCAUGGAUGACGGACAGAACGAGAUUAGGUGGAGACAUUCGACACAAGUCGGCGGAUCCUUUGAAACUUGAUGAGGCUCGUUAUGAAGCUAAAUCGCUUUUGGAAGAAGUCCAGCGUGAGGAAUAUCGACUCAAGAAUAUUGGAGCAUCAGUUAUCCGAAUUGAGCAGGAGAUUGAAGCGAUGUAUGAAGAUAUGCGAUCAUCGGCGUCUGCUUCUAUUCCGGCUGGUGUUAGUGUUGAAGAAGUUCAGGAAACGAAACGACGCGUUGAAGAUGAUUACGCGCAAUUGCUCCGACAGUGUCAAGAUCUGAUUCAGUUCCAGAAUCGGGUGCAUGCGAUGAAUGACGAGCACGCACAACAUGCCAGAAAAGCCGAUGAGUGGAUUCAAUCGCUUCAGCAGGAAAUUGAAGAUGUUGAACGCGCUAGCGUGCCUGAUGACGAGCGGCUUAUGCGGAUUGAGGAGCUUAAUCGAAUGGCGGCUGGCGGCUCAUCGCAACUUGACGAAGCUGAGAUUGCGUCGCAACGAUUGAUUUCUGCCCUAGAAGGAACCAGUGCUGCCGAUGAAGUACGACAGAGGCACGAGGAGAUUUCGAAUCAGAGAAGGAGCAAACAUCGCGGUGUUCUCGAUCGACUUCAACAGAAUAUGAAUGAAGCUGCUGCUCGAAAGGCAGAAGCCGAAGGUGUCAAACAAGCGGUAUCAAAUCUUCUUGUCUGGAGUCGGCAAGUUGCUGAGAAGACGAAAGAACCAGUGGAAUUGCCUUUGAAUGAGAUCUCGUUGAAUGAAGCUAAACGAGAUGAGCAAGUUCUCAGCGGAGAAAUUGAAUCGAAAUUGGCAUUAGUUGAUGAUUUGGAAAGAAAGGCCAAGGAUGUUGGAGAUGGCGAUUCGCACAAUGCGCUGCAGGAAUGCAAGCAGAAGCUUAUUCGAAGCAGAUCGGAUCUUAAAGGACAUCGUGAUAAUAUUUUCGACGCCAUCAAUGGACUUCAUUUGGUCAACUCGAAUGGUGAGAAACUUGCGAGAGGCAUUGAUGCGGUCUCUGGAAAACUGAGAGUUACCAGUGGAAGAGAUGCGGCUCGAAUGCAAGAAGCACAGGACGACGUUGAACAGCUUAUCCGAAACAUGUUGGAUCUUGAAGUCGCUGCCAAGAAUGUCUGUGAUAUUCCGAAUGUCACCCGAACUGAGCCGAUUAUCGAGAAAGCCAAAGAUUUGCGAAGACGCGUUGAUUCUUGUGCCCAGGAGCUUGAUGCGAAACGUGGAAAACUCGCUGAAGUUGAUGCUUUGGAGAACGAAUUCGAAGAUGCGAAACAAAGGACGAGCGAUUGGCUCGCGAAGUUCGACGAGGACUUGAAAGCUCUUGGAAAAGUGUCGAUUGAUAAGGAAAAGCUUGCUACUCAACGCAAGGAAACUGCUUCGAUGGCUGAACGACAUACUCAUGCUCUUGAGAAGUUGGAUGAACUCGAGGCCAUUGCCACUCGACUUGGAAAUGUUGAUGAUGCUCAAGGAGCCAUCAAAGGCGCGAAUGCGAUGAGACAGGUUGCCGAUUUGACUGCGAAGGUACAACAACAGGACAAUGAGUUGAAGCAGAGAGCGGCUCUCAUUAACAAGAAUGACGCGAAGGCGAGAAGCUUUGAUGCUGCCGAAGACGAGGCUGUCAAAUAUAUGAACAAGAGGAAAGAAACACUGGCUGGGUUGCCGAUUCCAAUUACCAAGGACGUCGUGAAGGCCCAACUUCAAGAAUUGGAGCGUAUGGAUAAGGCAGCGAGGACCGAACAGAGGCGAGUGGAGGAAGCCCGAUUUGCGGCUAGAGAAAUCGCUAGGCAGGCGUCGAUUGAAGCGGAAGCGGAAGAGAUGCUCAAACGCGAGAAGAGCCUUGCUGACGAAUGGGAUUCUCUUGCUGAUCUCUAUGAUUCGGUUAGAGAUCGCACACGUGACGCGGAAAAGCUUUUGGAUGAAUGUCAGCAAAUUGAAAAGUGGAUUGGAGCCAAGAAGAAGAUGGUUGACACUAUUGGAGCACCGAGCACUGACGCCGCCGUUGCAAGAUCGCAGACUGGACAGAUUCAGUUGAUGAAGGCUGAGACGGAAGGCGAAAAAGCUGCACUUGACAAUGUUAACACAAUGGCGAAUGAGUUGAUUGGCAAAUCGGGAACUGAUGAGAAUAACGUGAAAGAGCUUGUCACGAAGAUGGACAAUUUGAAUAGAAGAUGGAACUCGUUCGAAGGUGGACUUGAUGACAAGUCGGGAAGAAUUGAGCAGGCGGCAAAGCUUGGCGACGAACUCAGACAGAUCAACAAACAAUUGAAGAAUGAAAUUGCCGAUCUUGAAUCGAAUGUUGAGAAGGCGUCGACUAUGUCUCCUAGCGAUCUUGGCGAACAAUUAUCGACCCUUGACGGAUUGAAAUCUCGUUUUGGAGUUGUUGACAAAUCCCUCAACAACCUCAAAAAUAUUUUGGAUGCCGCUGAAGAUUUGGAAGUUGAUGCUAACAAUCUUGCUGAGAUACAGGAACAUUUCGAAUCUACUCAGAAGAAGGCUGAUGAGAUUGAACGCAAGAUUGAUAAUGUUAAGAAAGCUGCUCUUAAUGCGCAAAAUCAAGAAGUUGAGUUGGAGAAAAAGCUCGACGAGCUUUUGUCUUUGGUUAACACGGCGGAGAACAAUCUUGCACAAGCGGCGCCGAUUUGCGCCGAUUCUGCGAAGCUCGCUGAUGAAUCGAAGGCCGCCAAGGAAAUAUACAGAAAUUUGGUUGAUAAUGAAGGAGACUUCUCGUUGUUGAAAGCAAUGCUUAAUGAUGAACUGAAAAAGAAACCCGACUCGAAGUUGAAGGGCAAACUGGAUGAAUUGAAUGGAAAAUGGGGACGAGCUGUGGCGGGAGCGCGAGAUCGCAAGGAUCUGGCUGAUCGCGUCGCUGAGCUUGUCAAACAGUUCAGCGAUUCUGAAAGUGCUUUGGAGCAAAGAUUGAAAACUGAUAAGGAUGAGAUAGAAAUUCUUCUCUCUAAUAAUAAUCCGAACAACACCGAACUUGCCGAUGGAUUGAAGCUUGUGGAAAUGACGAUGGCUCGAAGAAUGGCCGAUGUUGAAGCGCUGAACGGGGUUAUGAAUCGAAUUGAAGCCUCUGCUCCUGGACCAGACGCAAAUCGCCUCAGAAGAAAGGCCGACAAACUCUCGGAUGACUGCAAAGUUAUAUCGAAACGAGCGCGAGCUGCUGCAGCUCAAGCUCAACGCAAGAAUGACUUCUUUGCCAAAUUCCAACGAGCUGCUGAAGAAGUUGCUCAAUUUGCUGAUUCGCAGAAAAUCAAAAUCGAUGAUGCGAUUGAAAAAGAUGCGAUGAGCAGUGAACGAGUCCAAUCAAAGAUUAAUGAGAUUGACGAUUUUUGGUCGCUGAAGAAUCGCGAAUUAAGAACCGCUGGAGAUGAAAUUAAGAAUGACGGAACGCCGGAAGACGUUGAAAUGGUUGAUAGCACCAUUGAUAGACUCAAAGCUGCAAUUGAUAGUCUUCUUGCGCAAUUGAACGAACAAAAUGAAAGGCUUGGCGAAAAGAAGGAAGCGGAAGACCGGGUGAACUCGAUUACACAAAAAGCGGCACAAAAGAUUAAUUCGUUGGUUGCGGAAAUAAGCGACUUGGAUCCUGUGGGAAGAAGUCGUGAUGAGUUAAAGAAGCAGAAGGAUGAAGUCGAGAAGCUUGCGCAAGAACUUGAUGAUGCCGAAACCAAGAUUAUUGAGUUGAAUGCUGAAUGGGACGCUGCUCUUGACACUGGUGUCGUCGGUGUUCCUGCUUAUGAAACGAACAAGUCGAAUGUUGACGAGUUGAACAAGCUUGCCGCGCGUGCUCGUAAACGACUUGGACAACGAGAGAAGAAAUUGAAUGAGACGGAAGACGAAAUCGACAAAUUACAUAAGGAGGCUGAUGAGAUUGUCGCCGAGCUUAAGAAUGUUGGUGAAAGUGAGGUUUUGGCUGAAAAUCAACAGCUGAAUGAUCCGAGAAUGAUCGCGGAAAAGGUGAAACAGUUGAAGGAGGCGUUGAAGCCGAUUGGCGAGAAGAUGGAUGGAUUCAACUCGGAUUGUAAGCUUAUGAUCAAGACUGCUGGCCCUGAUGGAGAUACAUCGGAACUUGACAGCUUGCUGAAUCAGGUGGGAGACGCUUGGUCCAAUAUUGUCGGAAAGGUGUCCGACAAGGAAAUGAUCGUCGAUGCCGCGGUACAGCAGAUGGGAAGGUUUGAAGACGCUUAUCGCGCACUUCUCAACUGGCUGGAAGAGACUGAAGAGAUGAUGGAUAAUCAGAAGGCACCGUCAGCGGAUCCCAAAGUUUCGAAGGCUCAGCUUCAUGCUUAUGAGGUGCUACUGAAGCACGUCGAAGAUAAGAAGGCGAGUGUUGAUGGAUUCGCUGCGAUGAUUGCCAAGAUGGUCGAGAACACGAAAAACCCAGAGGAGAAGAAGAACUUGAUCAGCAAAGAUGAGCAAGUCAAGACGAGAUAUGAGGAUUUGCUCACGGGAGCACAAGAAAGACAGAGAAGACUUCUGGAUGCGGUUGAUCUUGCUGAACGACUCAAUGAAGUUGUCAUCCCAUUGGAACAAUGGAUGAGUGGAGCUGAGAAGAGACUCAGUGGAUUGUCGAAGGUGCCGAUCACUAUCGAAAAGGCGAAAUUGAUGCUAGUUGAGCAGGAUGAGCUUCAGAAUGAGUUGGAGAGCAAAAGUGAUGACUUCAAAUCAGUUCUUGAGAUUGCACCCAUUCUAUCGUCUCUUGUUAGUGUUGAAGAUGCGAACGCUGUUAAUGGACAAGUUCAACAAAUCGAAUUCCGAAUCAGAGCUUUGGAUAGUGGAAUUACUGCGAUGAAGCCGCUUCUUGAGGAUUUCCUUCAACAAAUUCAAGAUUUCACAUUGGAUUCUGAGGAUAUGACAAAAUGGGUUGAAGAGACAGAGAAGAAGCUAAAUGAUCUUGAUGAUCUCCCGAUUGCUCCUGACGAUCUCAUCGAACAAUCAAAUAUUCUUGCCGACAUCACUAGUGCUAUUGCGGAUCGCGAUGAAACCAUGACCAGCAUUUUCGAGGUCGGACGACAAUUAGCUCUUCAAGGAGAGCCUGAAGAAGCGCUUCAAGCUCAACGAAAACUUGAUGAGUUGAAAUUCCGCUAUUCUGAUUUGAUGAAAUCAGCUGAUGAUAAGAUCGCGCUUUUGACGAAAGCGAUUCCAUUGUCCGACAAAUUCCAUGAAGGAUUCGAAGGUGUUAUGGAAUGGCUGGAUGCCGUUGAGCAGGAUUUGCAGCAUCUCGAUGAAGAGGAUCCGGACACUCAGGCCGAAUUCAUUUUUGCCUUGGAAGAGGACAUUUCGAAUUGGAGACCAGAAGUCGAUGAGCUGACCGCAAUAUCGACACAGCUUCAAGCACUGUGUUCACCGGAGAAGUCGGAAGAACUACUUCAGAAUACGACCGAGAUGAACAAAAUGGUGAAUAGUGUUGCUGACCGAGUUUCGCGUAAAGCUGAACGCAUCGAAAUGCACGGAAAACAAUCGAGAGCGGUGCUGGAUGACCUCUCGUACCUCGUGGAAUGGUUCGCCGACGCCAGAAAGCGUAUUGAAGCUGCUGGGCCACCUUCAAUUGAUCCCGAAUUUCUGCGAACGCAGCUAAAACAUCAGAAACUAAUGAAUGAGGAGGUCAAUGCGAACAAAGUACAACUUCGCAAUGUUACGACGGAAGCCAAAAAGGUCGCACGACAACUCGGCGCCGAAGGGACCGAAGCCAACACGGAACUCGUCGACAAAUGCGACGAAGGAAAAGAACUCGUUGAUGAGGUCUGCUCGAUGUGUUUGGAGCGCACCGAGCUUUUGGAGCGCGGACUUGUGCUUGCUGAGCAGCUCGCUGAGAAAUUCGACGAUUUGAACGAAUGGCUUGAUCAUAUGGAGAAUGAGCUGCAGAAUGCGCCAUCGGUGACGACGGCGACACCGGCGAAUGAGCUACGAGCAAUGCAUGAUCAUAAUAAUGAAUUGUCGCAUAUGUUGGCUGCUUAUCGGCCUAUCAUCGAUCGAUUCCGUGGAGACGUCGCUGCACUUCAGGAGAUCUGCGCUGAACGAGAGGGCAAGCCUCUUGGAGAGAUUGCCGGUGAAGUGAUUGCGAGAUACGAUGAGAUUCGUGAGGCUGUUCGUGGAAGAGGACAGGCAAUUGACAACACAAUGAAUGCUACUGUCGGAUUCGGCGAAUGUCUUGAAACUCUUGUGUCGAACCUUCAGAAUGCUGCUGAUCGUCUUCGUGACAAUCAAGGAAUAUCUGCUGAUCCGAGUGUUCUUGAAGGACGGCUCGCUGAGAACUCGUCGAUUAUUGAAAGUCUUCGUGACAAGCAGCAAGCUUAUGACAAUUUGAAACAGUCGGCGAAUGAGCUGCUUGCUAGCGCGCCUGAAGGCGAUGCGGCUGCUGGAGACAUUGAGAACAAACUGGGACGACUUGAUAAACUUUGGAAGGAGAUCGAGAGCGAGGCUUUGGAUCGCGGAGUCGUUCUUGAAGAUGUGCUCAAGAAGGCGAAAUUCUUCUGGAAUGAGUUGGACUCGUGUCAGAAGGCGGUUGAUGAUUUGAGAACUCGAUUGGAUCUUGUGGAACCGGCGACCGGACAGCCACAGCAGAUCGCAGCGCAACAAGAAGUCCUGGCUGAAGUUGCCGCCGAAAUGGAACGAACUCGGCCGCGGAUUGAAGCUCUUUCGAUUGCUGGACAACAAUUGGCGAAUUACGUGUCGAAUGAUGAAAAAACCGUAAUUGAUGCUCAAGUAGCGAAUGUUCAUGGAGGAUUUUCAACGAUUACCGCAUUAUUUGCUGAAAAGAAACGUGAUCUCAUCGCUGCAAUGGAAGAGGCAAUGUCGUUCCAUGACGAUCUUCAAGCACUUCUUGUUUGGCUCGAUUCUGCCGAGAAACGAGUUGCUCAGAUGUCGCCAGUUGAAUCAGCAAAACAGAUGGCUGAAAUUGGAAAACUGCUGGAAGAGCUUCGUGCAUUCAAAGAUGAGGUCGAUGAGCAUGGAGUGAGCAAGGAGCGCGUAGUAAACACGGCCCAUCAACUCGCCGCUGAUGCUCCUUCGCAUCUUGCCGCUGCUGUCAGACAACCGAUUGCGGAAUUGAAUGGAAGAUGGACGAGAUUGUAUGCGACUCUUGCGGAAAGAGAGCAUAAACUUGAAAGCUCACUCUUGCAAAUGGGCAAUCUCUCUGAUGCAAUUGCUCAGUUGACUGCUUGGAUGGAUAAGACUAAAGCGACUUUGAUUGAAAUCGCUCCUUCGAAGAAUUCGGUGAAUCUUCGGGAUAUUGAAAUCGCGCAGUGCAAACUUGCUGUUAUCAGCAACGAUGUGCAUUCUCAUGCUCAGAGUGUGAACACUGUCAAUCAGGCAGCUGCCCAAUACGGCAAAAACGCUGGCGGUGUCGACGCUGACACGAAAGAGAAACUUGUGCAGAUGAACGAGAAAUGGGCGGAGAUUCAAGAUCUGCUUGCGAAACUUUCGGGAGUCAUGGAAGUUGCGAAGGCGCAGGCUGAGAAUGUUGGCGGUGAAGUUGAGAAGUGGCAAAAUUGGCUCGAGGAGACUGAGGCUCAACUUGUGAACACGAAACCGACUGGAGGAUUACCGGAGACUGCUGAAGCGCAGCUCGACGAAUUCAGAGUGUUGAAGGCGGAUGUUGAGCAGAACACUGGAGCGUUUGAAGCGCAUCUCGCCGAAAUGGCGAAUGGCGAGAAGAAUAAUGAAUGGAUGGCGAAAUCGCAUGCGACGUUGAAGUCGAAAUGGAUGAAGGUCAAGGAAUUGUUGGUUGAUCGAGAGAAGAAGCUGCAGGUGGCGUUUGAGCAAGCGGUGGCUCUUGAACAGGCUCUUAAUGAUAUGGAGCAUUGGAUCGUUGACGCCGAACGGAAGAUGGCCGAUUUCCCGCCAAUCAGCAGAUUGCCGGAUGUAGUGGGCAAGCAGCUCGCCGAUCAUGAAAGCUGGAUGGAAGAAGUUGCCGGCCGCAAAGCCGCGAUGGCUCAACAUCAGGCCGCUGGUGUCCGAAUGCAGUAUUAUUGCGAGAAGAAGGAUGCGAUUCCAAUUAAGAAUCGCGUUGUUUCGUUGAAACAUCGUUGCGAGAAGAUCUCGAGUCGAACCGCUGAACGCGCCAAACAAUUGGCCGCUGCGAGAGAUGAGGUUGCCACGUGGCAAGACGGAGUUCACGAACUUGACGCAUUCAUUGCUGAUGUGCUUGACAAGAUCAAUGCUGACGGAGACGCGAUGACUAGCAGUUUGGAGAAGCUGAAAGCGAGAUUGGAAGAGAUCAAGGAGGCUCAGCAGGAUGUCACUGCCAAACAACCAGUGUUUGAAGUAACUCGUCGUCGUGGAAUUGCCCUUGCUGAACAUGCGACCAGAUCGGAAUACAAGACAAUUGCCAGUGCUAAUGAGAAAUUGGCGAAGCGAUGGAAUGAGAUGGUCAAGAAGGUCCGUGACAGACUUCGAGAAGCUGAGCAAUCUGUUCUCGAAGGAGGCGCUUUCGAAGAAGCGAUGAACAACUUGGAAAGUUGGGUUGACGAUGAGCUUGAACGAUAUGAGCAGGACGAGAAAGCGAAGGUAUUCGGAGACAUUGAUGGAGUUCGAGCACUUGUUGACGAGGAAAAUCGACGAGCGGCUGAGAGAAAGAACAAGGAGAAUGGUGUGAAGACUGUGGCGAAGAAGGCCGAUGCUUUGAUAGCUUCGGGUGUUGAUGAGAGCGACACGAUAAAAGAGGCGAAGGAUCGUUUGAUGGAUAAAUGGAAGAUGGUUGAAGAAGCAGCGAAAAGGAGAAGCGAUAGUAUCAAGGAAGCUGAGGAAGCUGCUAGUGUGUUUGAUGCGAAGGCUCACACACUGCUUGAUUGGCUCGCUGUGGAAGAGCAGAAGCUGAAAACGCCUGCUGGAAGUGUGAAGGCGGCUCUUGCCGAGGUCGAAAAGGUCAAGAAGGAGAUGGACGAGGCGAAACAGAAGUAUCAGGAGUGCCUUGAAAAGGGCGCUGAGAUUCUUGAUAAGUGUCAGCCGCAAUCGGAACAGACGUUGAAGAACUGGAUCCGAGUUGUUGAAGCAAGAUGGAAGGAGGUGUCGGAGAAGGUUGAUGAGAAGGAGUUCGCACUUCUCGAAGAAGAACAAAAGGAAAAGGAACGGGAGGAGCAGAUUGCACGGCUUGCUGCGUUUGCGGCGAAGAAGCGAGAAGAGCUGAAUGCGAUGAUCGAUAGGCCAUUGGCACAAGAUCUCGAUACAAUGGAAGUACAUCUCAAAGAGAUGUCUGAUCUCGAUUUUGAGCUGAGAGAGAAACAACCGGAAGUUGAUGCGGCUUGUAAGGUUGUCAAGAAAGGUGUUCGCAAUCCGGGAGCGGAAUUGCUCUCGAAUGAAUGGAAGAAGCUUUGGCUGGAUGCGAUGGGUUUGCAAUCAUCGCUCGAUGCUCAAAAAGAGCUGUUGGAUGAGAUGAAGCGAUUGGAAGGAUGGAAAUGGGAGGAUUGGAAAGAGCGAUACGUUGAGUGGAAUGACCAUGCAAAGGCGAGAGUGUCGGAUUUGUUCAGAAGAAUCGAUCGACUUCAUACCGGAAAUGUGCCAAGACAAGUUUUCAUUGAUGGAAUUAUUGGAUCGAAUAUUGUACCGAAUUCGACGGUCACCUAUUCGAAAUUCCCGACGUCUCGAUUGGAAAUGGCCAAAGUUGCGGACUUGUUCGAUAAGGGAGAUGGAAUGAUUAACUCGAAGGAGUUCAUCAAUGCUCUUCGAUUUGAUAGCUCGAAUAGAAAUGCGAAGCCGCAAACUGAUACCGAGAAAAUCACCCAUGAAAUUGAGCGACAAAAGAAGUCAUGCAGUUGUUGUCAGCCAUAUCAAAUUGAGAAGAUAUCAGAUAAUCACUAUAGGUUUGGAGAUACUCAUAUCAAGAGAAUGGUUCGGAUCCUGCGAUCCACUGUGAUGGUCCGCGUCGGAGGUGGCUGGGAAUCGUUGGACGAGUUCCUCCACAAACACGAUCCAUGCCGCGCCAAAGGCAGAUUGAAUAUCAACAUGUUCCCCGAGGCGAAGCCGACGCACGCGCUUGAUUCGAUGCGGGCGUUCACCAAGAAUCGAUAUGCGAAAAUUCCGGAACACGUUCCCGUCAGCGGCACACCUGGACCAAUUAUGAAGAUUCGAGAGAAGACCGAGCGAAGUGUGCCGAUGUCGGGCGGACUCGGCGGAACAGCCGGCUACACGCCGACGUCGAGUUUGCCGUCGAGAAUUCCGAGAGCGCCGUCGGAUUUGAGUGCUGGUCGUUUAAGUCGUGUCGGAUCGCAAUCCAACUCGCGAUCCUCAUUAUUCGACACGCCGUCACGUCCGGACUCACGCGCCUCAUCUGAAGCUGGAGACCGACAAACGAGAAUCCCGUCGUUGCGUUCCAAGAAAGGAGUACGCUAUAAUCCGCCGUCAGCGAAAUAA